This is a messenger RNA of Adineta steineri, 1070 nucleotides long. The record is from the annotation of a GenBank genome assembly. Lineage: Eukaryota; Metazoa; Rotifera; Eurotatoria; Adinetida; Adinetidae.
AUGCCUACAAAAAUUGAAGGUCGUCCAACGCGUCAUGAUUUAAUUGAUGAUAUUGUUGAAGCACCAUCAUCAUCAUCAUUAACUAUACCAAAUUCAAUAUCAUCAUUUAUGAUGGAUGGUGUAAAAACUUUACCAAAUAGAAAUUAUUCAAGUUAUUCAAAUAUUCCAACUUUAUUUAAUAAUAAAUCUAAACUCGAACAAAAUGAUAAUUCAGAAAAAUCAUCAACAUUAGCUGAUGAAUUACGUGAUCGUCUUAAUUUAACAUUACCACGUUCAAAUUCAUCAUCAACAAUGAGAAAUAAUGAUGAACGACGAAAAGAACUUGAUAUGGUUUUAAAACAUUUAUAUGAUGGAAAAUUAUUAACACAAUUAAAUGAUGAUAGAGCAUCAUCAGAUACUUCAGAACAUUCAAUUCCUAUAUUAACUAAAGGACAAACAACAUCAACAUCAACAAUGAUGAAAAUGGAUGAUGAUGAUAAUAAAAUGAACGUUGGAAAUAUGGAUUUACUUGCAUUCGAUUGCGAUGGUACAACCCUUCAACGUGAAUUACAAGAAAAAGAACUUGAUAUAAUGCAUUUAACGAAAGAAAUUCAGGAAUUACAAUUAGAAAAUAAACUACUCAAAGCUAAAGUACCAGUUCAAUAUCAAAAUGGUCAUUCAACUAAUAAUACUGAAACAGAAGCACUUCGUCGUGAAAAAGAUGUUUUACAAAAUGAAUUACGUAUUCAACAAGAAUUAGUUGCUAAAAUGCAAAGUUCCCAACAUCAAAAUGGAAUGGUUACACGUACAAGUAAACUUGAUGAAGUUACAUUACAUCAAAAAGAAGCAUUAGAAAAGAAACUAAAAGCAUAUGAAAAACAAAUGCGUGCAUUAACAAGUGAUAAUGAUAAAUUAAAACAACAUUUUCAUCAAACUGAUCGAACAAUUGCUCAAUUAAAAAAAGAAAAUGAAGAAUUACAAUUAAAAGUCACUGAAGCUAAAAAACGGAAUGAUGAAUUACUUUAUCAAGAAUUUAAUGCACUUCGAAAUGACUUAAAGUAUAUACUUAGAUAAGAAAAAAAGUUAAUUAA